CGCAACAGUAGAGUUACCAGCUACCAGUAAUGAAGACAGAACUAACGUUAUUACUGAAGAGACACCUAUAGUUAUCGAGUUUUCACAAUCUCAGCCAGUAGAGCUUCCCGACACAGCUAGACUGUUGCCUUCAGUGAUGUUUCCGAGUACGAGUACAAUAACAAGUAAGACUACCACAGAUGUAACAGUCCCUUUGUACACGUUACCAUCAAAGAAAAAACAAACACCAAUUACGUCAUUUGUGCCUAAAAAAAUCACACCAUCGGAUAAAAAUAAAAUUGACUUGGCCAUAUUAAAAUUAUUUGCUUGGGAUUUUCAGCCAUUUUCAAUGGUAGAGGACAGAGGCUUUAAAAAUCUCAUGGAAACUUGCUGUCCUUCCUAUAAAAUACCUGGUAGAAAAUAUUUUUCUAACUCAAUGAUGCCAGCUAUUUUUGAAGAAACCCGCACUACACUUAAACAUACUUUAGAGAAGGAAGCAACAAGUGUUUGUCUUACAACAGACAUAUGGACAUCAAGUAAAAACGACAGUUAUAUGGGCAUCACAGGCCACUACAUAACUGAAGAUUUUUCAAUGAAAACAGUACUUUUUCAAUGCUCAGUUUUCGAAGAAACCCAUACUGCUAAAAACUUAGCAGACGAAAUUUUUUCAGCUAUAAAUGAGUGGGAUAUAAAAAAUAAAGUAUCCAUGAUAGUUUCAGAUAAUUGUUCAAACAUUACUAGUGCAGUAACAAAAGUGUUGAAGAUGAAACACUAUGGCUGUUACGCUCAUAAGUUAAAUUUACUUGUCCAACAAUCAUUACAUCCUGUUGAAGACCUGAUAAAAAAAGUCAAAACUAUAGUCUCCCACUUUAAACGUAGUAACAAAGCAUCACAAAAACUGAUUAAGUAUCAGGAGUUGCAGGGAGCCAAACAGCCUAAAAGGAUCUUGCAGGAUAUUGCUACAAGAUGGAACUCUACGUUCUACAUGUUACAAAGGUUCGUAGAUUUGGAAGAGGCUAUAAAAUAUUCCCUAGCAAUCCUGGAUACCGAUUUGACCCCAUUAAGUUCGGAUGAGUGGGAAAUUUGUAAGCAGUUGUGUGACGUCCUACGCCCAUGUGAAGAAGUUACCAAAGAGAUGAGUAGCGAAAAAUAUUUGAACGCCAGUAAAGUAAUCCCAAUAACAAGGGGUUUGAAGUCUGCUCUUAAGAAAAUUUCUGUUAAUGUUACUAAAGAAAGUGUGAAAGACGUGCUUAAUUCCAUGCUCAAAAGCUGUGAUGACAGAUUUCCGAACUUGGAAAAAAGUAAAACCUUAAGACUUUGCACAUUCCUCGAUCCCCGCUAUAAACAUCACAUGUUUCUAGAAGAAUCUACAACCAUUGAAAUCAAGAAAGACCUGUGUGAUUUAUUAGUUGGAGUCAUAAAUCAAAAAAGAAAUGAACAAAAUCCUGAGGACCUCAGUGAUAAUGAAGUUGAACCAGACCAAGAAACAGAAUCUACCGAGAAAAAGAUUUCAGUUUGGGAUGAUGUUGAGGAAAUAAUUGCUAAAGUGAAACCGAAAUCCAAUCCCACUUCAAUGGCAAUCCAAGAGAUACAAAAAUACAUGGAUGACAGUCCAAUAUCUAGGAAAAAGGAUCCACUGGAGUGGUGGAAAUGCCACAAAAACAUUUAUCCCCAUCUAGCCACAGUAUUUAUUCGGAGCUGUGGCAUUGUCGCAACAUCCGCCCCUUGUGAGAGGAUGUUCUCUAAAGCUGGUUAUUUUAUAAGUGACAGAAGAACCCGUUUAACAACAAAAAAAGUAAAUGAACUGAUGUUUUUAAACACAAACCUAAAGUAGACCAAGACUUUUAAAACUGCAACUCUGGUGAAUCGAGGGUAGGCCUACAGUUCUUCGAAACUCAUUGUUUUGUAUGUAAUUACACCUACAUAAUUAAUAUUAAUGACUCUAGUUGAUCUUUUGAUAUUUUUUCUAUUAUGAUGUUAUGAAGUACUAUCUUAUUAUAAUUAUGUCAUUUCUGUUAAUUUGUUCCUAUUUCGUAUUUAAUGCCUAAGUAUAAGUUACCUCAAACAAAACAGACUGAUACAUGUUAUUUUUU
Messenger RNA from Homalodisca vitripennis (glassy-winged sharpshooter), 2072 nucleotides. RefSeq names its product zinc finger BED domain-containing protein 4-like. The transcript is spliced from 2 exons. The record is from RefSeq and is a predicted model, not a curated record. Bases 137 to 1813 code for a protein of 558 amino acids. NCBI's taxonomy places the organism in Eukaryota, Metazoa, Arthropoda, Insecta, Hemiptera, Cicadellidae. Gene Ontology annotation, molecular function: protein dimerization activity.